Mesocestoides corti is the source of this 1329-nucleotide messenger RNA. The record is from the annotation of a GenBank genome assembly. NCBI's taxonomy places the organism in Eukaryota, Metazoa, Platyhelminthes, Cestoda, Cyclophyllidea, Mesocestoididae.
AUGGUAAAUCACACAACCGCCAUAGCUGUGGCCAUCGUGUAUUCACUAGUCUUGUGCGGCGUGGUACACUACCUUGUGAAUGCAGAACAGCCGAAAGCCUAUAUGGAUGAGAUAUUUCAUGAGGAACAAACACUCACUUAUCUCGGUGGCCACUGGUACUACUGGAAUCCCAAGAUAACCACUCCACCGGGUCUGUAUGUAAUCACGACUCUGAUCUGGCAGGUUCUUUCUCUACCCCCAUCAGUAGUGUAUUUUCGCUUCCUUAACUGUGUCAUUGCUGGUGUUAACCUUCUUCUCCUUGCUGAACUCACUCAGAGCACCCUUGCUGCUCUUGCGAUAUCCACUUUGCCUGUAUUAUCAUUUACAGCGCUCUUGUUUUACACCGAUCAGCUAUCACUUUGUGCGCUUCUGGUCACGCUUUUGGCUCAGCGUUCUUCCAAGCCGUGGUUGGCAUUCCUAUCUGGUGGUUUCGCGUGUUUUGUGCGCCAGACAAACAUCAUCUGGUUAGGAUUCAUGAUUGGUGAAAGAGCAGUGAGCCGGUUAGCUCCAACGGAGGCAGGCCGAAGAGAUCCCCUUGCUUGGUGUUGCUACCUUCUAAGACACCCUCGGUUACUUUUUAAUGCUUUGUUCCGAGCUGCAUUCUGUGAUGCACCUCACUACACUGCAUUGUGUUUUAUGUUCGUGACCUUUGUGGUCCUCUUCAAUGAUGGCGACAUUGUCCUCGGUGAUCGUAGCGCUCACCGGCCAGUGCUUCAUAUACCCCAGCUAUUUUACUUUUUCGUGUUCUGCGCACUGAGCACGCCGUGCUCGUUCCUUCGCUACCUGUCGACACUUCGAAUCCCGCAGCGCCUACCUACUUUAUGUAUCCACUUGAUUUUGCUAUUGAUUGCACUGGCUGUGCGUUACUUCACAUUUGAACAUUCCUACUUACUGGCUGACAACCGUCACUACACGUUCUACAUGUGGUCCCGUCUCUUUCGUCGAUAUCAUUCGUUCCGCUACCUGGUCGUCCCAUUCUACCUUUUGACCGGAAGCUAUGUGUGCUGGGGUUUCGGAGUGAGACGCCGAUUGGACGAGUUUUUAAUCACACUAGGCUUUCUUAUCUGCGCGUCCGCAGCACUGGUUCCCGCGGAACUGAUUGAGCCGCGCUACUUCGUUACCCCAUACGUUGUCUGGAGAUUAGUUAACAUCCCAGAAGACAAUCGGAAGCACCACCUAGUCGACAUUCUUCUCAAUAUUUUAAUCAAUGUCAUCACUGUCUAUGUGUUUAUUUUCCUCCCAUUUCGUUGGUUAUCGCAGCCGUUGACUUGGCAGCGUUUCAUGUGGUGA